GUGGAAGAGUUAGUUCUGGUGGAUGUUGAUAACGGCACGGUCCUGACCACACAACACAAGGGCCUCGAGACCCCACACCUGCCCACGGCCGCCGUCGAAGAAUUUUUGACCAGCACCCAGCAGCUUCAAGCAAAUACUGAGCUGUCUUCAGCCCAUCUGGCUUCCCACACUAACCUGGCAACAGCUCGAGAGAAGAAGCGCAGUCAGAGGCAACAAAUGAACCGACAGCUUCGACAGAUCUUCCUGCAGCUCAUCGGGAACCUCCUCAGGGACGUCUCCAAACAUUUAAGUCUUAAGCACCGUGUGUUCAACAAGAAGGAAUUUUUAGACUCGCGACAGCCGGCUUCGCAGCCUUUCUACAACAGU
Messenger RNA from Rhincodon typus (whale shark), 366 nucleotides. Its product is annotated as DENN domain-containing protein 3-like. Gene Ontology annotation, biological process: regulation of Rab protein signal transduction. The transcript has 3 exons. NCBI's taxonomy places the organism in Eukaryota, Metazoa, Chordata, Chondrichthyes, Orectolobiformes, Rhincodontidae. Gene Ontology annotation, cellular component: cytoplasmic vesicle. The record is from RefSeq and is a predicted model, not a curated record. The annotation marks the transcript as partial.